AAAGAAAUCACUAGUAACCCAGUAAUGCAUGUGUGUGUUUUUUUGUAAUCCAAGCAAAUGCAUGUGUCGGUCGACCAAUUAGUUGGUGGGUCAGUUAUCCCGUUUGCCUUCAAUGGUUGAUAACCCCUAAGAGAGAAGCUUCAACUAACAUUUCAUACCUAUUGAUUUCUCUCUCUCUCUCUCUCUCUCUCUCUCUCUUCCCUUGCACCUAAAGAAAAGUUGAAGUGAAAAGGGGUUAACAAAUCUACCAUAAUCGACAGCAUACCUAUAUCUGCACAAGCAAGCAAGAUAAAAAUGGAGAACAAAUGGUGGGUUUUGGUAAUGGCAAUGGCAGUGGCAAUGGCUACGGUGGGUAUUGCUGAUGGUGAUUCCAAGCCGCCGCCAUUGGUAAAGAUAGUGAAGGGAAAGAAGGUUUGUGACCAGGGUUGGGAGUGCAAAGGUUUGUCCCAAUACUGUUGCAAUCAGACCAUCUCUGACUUCUUCCAGACGUACCAAUUUGAGGAUCUUUUCUCGAAGAGGAACUCCCCGGUGGCCCACGCCGUCGGGUUCUGGGACUACAAGUCCUUCAUCACUGCCGCUGCUGUUUACCAACCCCAUGGUUUUGGCACCACCGGGGGCAAGCUUACAGGGAUGAAGGAGGUGGCCGCCUUCCUCGGCCAUGUUGGUAGCAAAACCUCUUGUGGUUAUGGAGUGGCUACGGGAGGACCAUUGGCCUGGGGUCUAUGUUACAACAAAGAAAUGAGUCCUAGCCAUUCAUACUGUGACGACUAUUACAAAUUAACCUAUCCCUGCAGUCCCGGCGCUGAAUACUAUGGUCGUGGUGCUUUGCCUAUUUACUGGAACUACAACUACGGAGCUACUGGGGAAGCCCUAAAUGUAGACUUGUUGAACCAUCCGGAAUACGUAGAACAGAAUGCUACCCUCGCUUUCCAGGCAGCGAUAUGGAGGUGGAUGACCCCCGUCAAGAAAUCACAGCCAUCGGCUCACGAUGUCUUUGUCGGUAACUGGAAGCCGACCAAGAAUGACACAGCGGCCAAACGGCUCCCCGGUUUCGGCACAACAAUGAAUGUGCUGUACGGAGACAAUGUUUGUGGUCAAGGGGACGUCGAUUCCAUGAACAACGCCGUCUCUCACUACCAGUAUUAUCUUGACACCAUGGGCGUCGGCAGAGAGGAGGCCGGUCCGCAUGAAGUACUGUCUUGUGCUGAGCAGAAAGCUUUCAACCCUUCGUCGUCCGGUACUGAUGCUGCUUCUUGAGCACUUAGCUUGAUCGUGCAUGUGAAGAGUACGUACCUACCACGUUUUGUCGUAAUAUUGCUGAUUGAUCUCUCUCUUUAAAUAAGAGAAUACACCAGUAAAUAAAACAAGAUUGGUUUUGUGCAGUUGCUUUUGUGGUGGUGUGGAGACGUUGGAUUAAUUCAUUUUGCUCUUUGUAAUCUGUGUAUACUGUCACUAUGAGACUCCCCAUCUUGUAUGCUCCUUCAUUUUUAUAUGUACAUGCAUUGUUUCAA
Molecule: messenger RNA, 1511 nt
Organism: Rhododendron vialii
Lineage: Eukaryota; Viridiplantae; Streptophyta; Magnoliopsida; Ericales; Ericaceae
Product: chitinase-like protein 2
Exons: 4
Coding region: 295-1257 (320 amino acids)
Biological process (GO): carbohydrate metabolic process; cell wall macromolecule catabolic process; chitin catabolic process
Molecular function (GO): chitinase activity
Source: RefSeq, a predicted model, not a curated record